ACUUCACUUAAUACAGUCACAAGACCUCUCAGCUGAGGCUGUCUGCUUUUCGAUUUUGUAAAUCCAAGAAUUCCCUGAAUUCUAUCCCAAUUUCAUAGCGGGAUUAGAUUUUAUAGCCAAAAUGGCUAAUAUUAACGAUGAAAGUGUGAGCAAACUUAUACCCACGCUGGGAGAUGAUAAAAUCGAUAUGAUUGCUGCUACCAGUGUGUUGCAAAUUCGAGCCAGCGAAAUCCGUCAAUCCCAAAUUAAUUGGCAAUCUUACUUGCAAUCGCAAAUGAUCACCCAGCGUGACCAUGACUUCAUCGUGAACUUGGAUCAACGCGGGCACAAGGACCUGCCCGACAAGAACCCCGACACCUGUGCCGAAGUGUUCCUCAACCUGCUGACCCAUAUCAGCAAGGAUCAUACAAUCCAGUAUGUCUUGGUGCUGAUUGAUGACAUUCUCUCGGAGGAUAAAUCCAGAGUGAAGAUUUUCCGCGAAAAUAGAUACAUAAAUAAUGUGUGGCAGCCAUUUUUGAACCUGCUCAAUCGCCAGGAUGAGUUUGUGCAGCACAUGACUGCGCGUAUCAUCGCCAAGCUCGCCUGCUGGCACCCUCAGCUGAUGGACAAGAGUGACUUGCAUUUCUACCUCUCAUGGCUGAAGGACCAACUCAAGAUGAACGCGGAGAAAAUGUCCGCCGAGUUAGCACAGGCUGAGCAGGUUAUGUUGGCGCAUGAGAAAGAGCAUUUCGCCGUCGAAAAGAUCACCAAACACCAUCAGCACAAGGAGAAGACCGCCACGGCCGAGGGCCCUGAGAAAUAUUCGAGCCUUUACAGCUCUUUCGACGAACUGAAACCCCAUGAGGACUUGCCGCCUGGUCUGCAUCAGAACAACGACUACAUCCAGUCGGUAGCGCGCUGCCUGCAGAUGAUGCUGCGCACCGACGAGUACCGCUUCGCCUUCCUGUCGGUAGAUGGCAUCUCCACCCUGCUGUCCAUCCUCGCUUCAAGGGUUAACUUCCAGGUACAAUACCAGCUGGUGUUCUGCCUGUGGGUGCUGACCUUCAACCCGCUGCUAGCUGAAAAGAUGAACAAGUUCAACGCCAUCCCGAUCCUGGCGGAUAUCCUGAGCGACUCCGUCAAGGAAAAAGUCACGCGCAUCGUGCUCGCUGUCUUCCGCAACUUGAUUGAGAAGCCUGAGGACUCGCAGGUCGCCAAAGAGCACUGCAUCGCCAUGGUCCAGUGCAAGGUGCUCAAGCAGCUGUCCAUCUUAGAGCAGAAGCGUUCAGACGACGAGGACAUCAUGAAUGACGUGGACUUCCUCAACGAGCGCCUGCAGGCCUCCGUGCAGGACCUCAGCUCCUUCGACCAGUACGCCACCGAGGUCAAGAGCGGACGCCUGGAAUGGUCGCCCGUGCACAAAUCGGCCAAGUUCUGGCGCGAGAACGCUGCUCGCCUCAACGAGCGCGGCCAGGAACUGCUGCGUACGCUCGUACACCUGUUGGAGAAGAGCCGCGACCCAGUGGUCCUGGCUGUGGCCUGCUACGACGUGGGUGAAUACGUACGUCACUACCCUCGCGGCAAGCACAUCAUCGAGCAACUUGGCGGCAAGCAGCGCGUGAUGUACCUCCUCAGCCACGAAGACCCCAACGUGAGAUACGAAGCCCUCCUCGCCGUCCAGAAACUGAUGGUGCACAACUGGGAAUACCUCGGCAAGCAGCUAGAGAAGGAACAGACCGACAAACAGGCGGGCACUGUCGUCGGCGCGAAGGCCUAACAAUGUUAAUGUAUAAAAUGAUAUUGUCAUUUGUUGUUGUUAUAGUUAUCUAAGGUAUGCUGGACUUGCAAUUUGUAACUAUUCAUUUUCACAUACCGUUAUUAUGCUUUAAAGUUAUAUCGAACAUUGCGCUAUGGUAAUAUUGUACAUACUGUUAAUAAUGUAACACUCUUUGAAUUUGUCGCGUUUUACCAUACACACAAAUCGUCAACCUCGCAAUGUACCCCAAUAUACUUUUGUCCUAAAUAACGUAAAUGUAUAGCAACCUCAAAUCGUGUAUUUUAUUUAAUAAUGUGAAUGCUGUAAAUAAAUAUUGCAAGCCAAUCGUAUUAUGUGUUUAUCCAAAUCUAGCAUAUAUUUACUGUUGUUAUUCUUGAAAUUAAAUAAUAUUUAUGUUAAAUUGGAUUGUAAUUUUAGAAAAUGUCAAGUGUCGAUCAGCACAUUCCUGUAACUUCUAUGAUAUAUAAAAAUAAUAAAUUGUAAUUCAACAAUGCUUAUGAUGUUCUAUAGUGGGUGUCCAACUCACGAGUAUAGUAGAAAUUAAUGUAGAAGUGGGAUAUUAUGACGUAACGUAACACGCUGCAUCAGUAUUGUGAAUAAAAAGCCAUAAAAUAGCUAAA
This is a messenger RNA of Ostrinia furnacalis (Asian corn borer), 2376 nucleotides long. RefSeq names its product V-type proton ATPase subunit VhaSFD (gene VhaSFD). Gene Ontology annotation, biological process: proton transmembrane transport. NCBI's taxonomy places the organism in Eukaryota, Metazoa, Arthropoda, Insecta, Lepidoptera, Crambidae. The transcript is spliced from 11 exons. Gene Ontology annotation, molecular function: proton-transporting ATPase activity, rotational mechanism; protein binding. The record is from RefSeq and is a predicted model, not a curated record. The coding region runs from base 122 to 1756 and encodes 544 amino acids. Gene Ontology annotation, cellular component: lysosomal membrane; vacuolar proton-transporting V-type ATPase, V1 domain.